Fusarium fujikuroi IMI 58289 is the source of this 1938-nucleotide messenger RNA. RefSeq lists its product as uncharacterized. The record is from RefSeq and is a predicted model, not a curated record. NCBI's taxonomy places the organism in Eukaryota, Fungi, Ascomycota, Sordariomycetes, Hypocreales, Nectriaceae. Bases 1 to 1938 code for a protein of 645 amino acids. The transcript is spliced from 4 exons.
AUGGGUGGCAAGGCCUUCGCUCACGCGAGUCCUCCUCUGGAGACACCUCGAAUGUCUCACGCGGCAUAUCUUGAGGCCAAAAACACAGUCAUUCGACGGCUAAGUAAGAAAUUCCACUGGAUUAAUGUUCCGAUGGAAGGUCCCGGAAAGCAAGACUACGGCGACGUCGAUGUCCUCGUCUGCGAAAUGAACGGAAUCGAUAUCCUCAAGGAGAGUGUCCUCGAUGCCAUCUCUGACGCCCUCGGCGCUGAAUCCAGAAUCAUUGCAGGUGGCGCCAGUCACUUCGCUGCUCACUUCGCUAUCCCAUGGCCUGAGCAUAUUCCUGUCCCCCAGGCAAAGGGGAAGGCAACUCUUCUUCCACCGGUUGUGCCAAUCACUCCUCCGUCACCUCCGGGCCCUUCUGCUCGUUCUUCUAUUACCAUCACUCCUGGAACCCCGUUCAAGCCUUCUGGCGAUGCUCCUACGGUUCCUACUAUCAGAACCACUAAUCGAAAACCUCCCCUUGAUUCAACUUUGCCUUCUCCCUUCGGUCCACACCCUAACCCCCUUGGUUCAAACCCUGCUCUCUACAUCAAAGAAGCUUCUAGUCCGGACGCAGAGCUAAAUGCCGCGGAGGACUCAAAAUCAAACGAACAAACCGACACUACAGCUGCAGGCUCACAGAUCAAACCCUCCAACGAUUCUGAUGGCGUUAGUAUCACCUCUUCAGAGUGUAGUCAAGCAUCCGCUGCAACGGCUCCUGUGACUGGCAAAUGGGGAACUAUCUCUUAUCUCAAGAGAAAAAUGAAAACCGGCGACUCGUCUUCUCGUUCCUUUUCAUUGUCUACAAUGUUCAAGCGUGGCAAGUCACGCCGAGAUUCUGUUGCAUCAAACUCUACCCGCGGAACUCUUGAAAAGAUCAACAGUUCUUCUUCAGAGCCUGGUGCUGCCCUUCCAGCUGUCACUGGAACUGGACCUUUCAGAAUCAAGAGAAGAACUGUCCCAAAGUCGAUCCUGACUGAUAACCCUUUUGUUCCCCUCCCUACAGUCCCUGUGCACGAGAACCAAGUCCAAGAUUCUUCUCGUAUCUUCAUCCAGGUUGACGUCAGAUACUGUCUUUCCAGAAAGCAAGCUAAGUACUUGCGCUUCUUCGAGUCGCACGGCGACUUUUGGCAGAUCCUCGGGCCCAUCAUUCGUCCCUAUGGUCUUACCGUGGAUGACAAAGGUCUUCACAUCCGGGUGCCAGAAGGAGAACAGAUCAACCGUAAGAAAGCUAAGAUCCUACUUACCAGCAAGCCUGAUGACAUCCUGCUAUUCCUUGGACUCCCAGUUGCUGAAUACUGGCGUCCCUUUGCCACCACUGACGCGAUGUUCGAGUACAUCACCAAAUGUCCCAUGUUCUCUUUGCCUCGCAGCAGCACCUUAGAGGGAGAUAUGAGCCUCGGCACUUCUAAUGAUCGUCGUCGUAUGGCUUCGCGUCCUGUCUAUCGAGAAUGGGUUCAGGAGUUCAAGCCUCGCCUCCGAGAGAAGGGGCUGUAUUACGAGAACCCCUUGACCCGUGACGACAUCAGGGAUAAGGCGUUCAAUACUUUCAAGAUAGAAUCUGAGUACCACGCCCGAGUCCGAUCAUUCAUCCGGGACUCACAAAGAGACGAGCUCAGGAAGUACAUCAGGUCGAUCGUCCCCCAGGCAGAAGACAACUCCACCCAGGCCAAACAAAGACGAUCCAAGACAAUUAAGGCCAUGCUUGCCAUCGUCCUUGAUGGCCUCGAUGCUUCCGAGUUCGGAAUCGCCGCUCCGUCCAACCUCCUCCGGGGGAACGGGACGUGGGACAUGCCACGCACCAAAGAUUGGAUCCGCACCAAGGUGCACUUCAUCGGCCGCUAUGCCAACAUGAGCGCGGCAGAAAAGGAGAAGUUGAGGGCAGAAUCAACGAAGAGGAAGGAAGAGCGCGGCUAG